Molecule: messenger RNA, 6398 nt
Organism: Linum trigynum
Lineage: Eukaryota; Viridiplantae; Streptophyta; Magnoliopsida; Malpighiales; Linaceae
Source: the annotation of a GenBank genome assembly
GCUCCCUAAGAAGAAGCCACAUAGCCGUUUUAGAUCUUAGGAAGCCUUUUUGGGUGCCUUUUCUAGGCCAUCAUUUCCUCUUUGAGUAUUGCUCCCAGCAGUUAAGCCUCGAUGUCCCUCGGUGCUCCCAACUGGUUCUCUAGCAUAAUCUAACUUGAAAAUGCACAAAACGCUACCAAAAACAUAUGAUAAUGAUAAAAGCAAUCAUCGAUAUACUAGAACAUAAUUUGAGCACAUAUAAUAAAUUCAACGUAUUAUGACGAUAAAUAUGAGAAAGCAAUGCACAUUUGGUCAUAAUACGAGGGUCUAAAAUAGCAUAUUCUACGUGUCAUCAAAUAACCCCACACUUGAACUUUUCAUGUCCCCAAGAAAAUCUAAGUUCAAAAUUUUACUUCUCACUAGACCACUAAGAUGACACGUGAUUUUCGAUCUUAGGUACUGGACCAUAAGAAACAUAAAAUGUCAACCCUCGCACUUAGAGACCUUUGUCUAUGGAGAUAAAGUGCAAAACGUAAUUUGCAAGGACGAAAUGAUUGGUCUCCCACGAAGUUGAGUUAUUUUUAAUAACUUGAGUCUUUCUAGAGAUUUCGAGGGAAGCAAUUAUGCGCAUCUCAACCUUUGUGACAAUAUUUUUCCAGAGUCUUUUGGUAUUCCUUCUUUUCAGGUUAAACAUGAGAAGCCUUGUUCACUACUUGUGCUUUUUGUGGCUCAAGUGGGCUUAUUUUGCUUUGUCCUCUUGUAUUUAGCAGCCUGAUCGAGCGAGAACAAUUUUUCCCCUUAGAACUAGCAUAAGAGUCUAUGUUUAACUCAUUUUCCUCGAUCGUGCUGGGGGUCAAUAAAGUAAAUGUGUAUCAUUUCGCUAGAAACAUAUCCUCAAAUGGCUAUCCCAUCUACGGGUGGAAUUUUUACUUUUACUAGAGAGGAACCAACAACUUCUCAUAGGAAUGCCCCACUGAAAUUAGAUUUCGAAUGUACUAAGGUACAUAUCACCACUCGUUUUUCUAUUAAGAGCAGAAGAAUCAUAAUGAGGAGUUUAAGAUCUCCAAAGGAUAGUGAGAAGCAUAUAUCCAUACGGUUUAAAUUGGUCCAUGUAUCAUGACGAUGACUGAUAACGUCGUAUUUGCACAUGUUUGCACCCUCGUUUCUUGAUCAUUUUGGCUUGAGUUUUUGCUUUAUUGGACUUUUUUACGCUAGGUUGUGUUAUUUUGUCAAAUUUCAGGUCCUAGCAUGUAAAUUGAAGCAUAGGCGCAAGUUUCAAGUCAAUCGGAAUUCAUUUGGCAAUUCGGGAGAAGAAACACGAGCCUGACCUGAGGAAGAAUGGACUUAUACCUCAUAUUAUAGACAAAUAAUCAUAGAAUCUUGUCAUGAAAAGAAAGAGGACGAGACUACGAGCGUCUGGGAACAAACAACGACUGAUUCAGAGUCCGGACGAGGGAGAAACGAAGCAUUAAACAAGAGCAGAGGAAGAAAUACGGGCAGGAGAAAUACGACCGCAUUUGUCCCUCCCAUGCCCGUAUUUUUAACCUCUGAUAGAUAGAAUCUGAUUAGGUUAAGAGAGCUUCCUUGAUUGAUAGUGGCGAAUUGGUUGUGCAAGAGUCAAUCAAUUCACUGCGUUGUACUGGAAUUCAUUCCAGUAGUGGAGAUCUUUGUGAAUCGCCUUAGCAGUCUAUCCCGGUGAAGGCUAGUCGCCUGUCGGGUAUUCUAUCUAAGAGGGCUUAGUCAGCUUAAGAGAUUCCAAGCUAAUUUAGGAUCUUCCGCAGUUUAAUCAACAGUAGAUCAACCAAAGGUAAUUGCAACUUGGACCUAAUUGAGGAGCUAGGGGGAAUCAUACCUAAGUGAGUUCCCAACUUGUAAUUAGUAGAGUAGUUAGUAGAGUAGUUUAGUAAAUCAAUCCUUAAUCUAGUUUGCUAGAUAAUGAACUGAAGCUGAGUAAUACUAACUCUAGAGACCCGUGGAUUCGAUAUUUAUUACUUGUGCCACUAUACUGCUGACACGCCAAAACACAACACCAAACUGCGACCAAGUGUAAUCGCAGUCCGGGAAUGCAGUAAAGUGGCAAGUUCUAUUAUCAACCCGGGGUCUAGAUCUACUUCUUACUCCGCGAUUAUCUAUUAUCUAGCCAACUAAGUUAAGUGAUUGUUGUUUAAAGCAAAAGCAGUAAGAAAGCAGGAAUUGGUUCGGUUUUCUCAAGCAAAGAAGAGUCACUCGAGAAUGAGUCCCCCUAGCUCCUUAGUUAGGUCUCAAUUGUAAUUUCCCUGGGUUGAUUUACUGUUGAUUAGACUGCGGAAGAUCCGACAGUAGCUUGGAAUCUCUUAAGCUGACCAAGCCCUCUCAGUCUAACUACCCGGCAGACGACUAGUCUUCACCGGGAUAGAAAGCUGAAGCAAUAAGCACAGAACUCCACUACUGGAAUUGGAUUCCAGUACAAAGCAGUAAACUGGCUAACUCUCGUAUAACCAAUCUCCUACUACCGAAUGAUGAGGCUCUAACAACCUAAUCAGAUUCUAUCUAUCUCAGGUUGCAGCAGAAAUCAGGAAAAGCUGAUCAGACUUCAAUUGACUCAAUAAACAUGCAUCAUUUGAUUAAAACCAAACAGUAUAAUCAUCCCAAGUCAUUACAAUCAAAUCCCUAACACAUAGAACUAGGGUUCUUCAUACCCAAGUGAGAGAAGGGUUCUACUCCAUAGAGAGAGAGGGGAAAACAGAAUACAAAGCAGUCAUACUCAUAACAAUGGGAAGAAUCUGCUCUGGGAUGAUGAUUUCCACUACUAUGAUGAUCUCCAAGCUCGAUUUGAUGAAACCCAGCUCCAAGAUAGCUUCUAGGAUGUGUUCUUCGUACUUUCUCUCUCUAGGGCUAUGUUUUUGCUCUCAAAAUCUGAUUCCCUCACUUGCAGCCCGAAAUUGGGUAAAAACCAGAAAUUACCGACUCACACGGGCAGGCCACACGGUCGUGUGGCAUACCCAGUUGCCCGUGUGAGGUCAAAACGCCGCGUUCCGAUUAUGUGGGUUUCAGGCUUCCUACACGGCCAAGGGCACACGGCCGUGUAGCUCACCCAGCCUGGCCGUGUGAAGCCUCGCACAAUCCCACACGGCUACAUUGGUCACUUGCACAGCCAUGUGGGUUCUGUGUGUGCCCGUGUGGCUUCCCCAGCGACUCGCCGCGCGUCCGAUCUUCGUCCAAUCGACCCCGAACUCGCUCCCAAGCCUUCAUUCACUUACUAGGACAUGAAAUAUCACAAACAAGCACAACCUAGCGUGAAAUCGGCCUAAAACACGAGAAUCAACACCUCAAACGGCUCCAGAAUAGGGGUAAAAACAUGUGCAAUUAACGGCUUAUCAACUGCAUUCCCAUUCUGCGAUUACACUUGGUCGCAGUUUGGUGUUGUGUUCUAGUGUGUCAAGUUUUUGGCGUUGUUUCCGGGGACUUUCUAGAUUAUUAGGAAAGGCAGAAGUUUUUUUUUCACCCUUGCUUUUCACUUGGGUGUUUUUGUUUUUGUUGGUGCAGAUCUGAAUCAUGGAUCCUCAUGGGUUCUCCAACCAGUGGGGGUAUCCACCACCACCCAAGUGGUAUUACCCCGAGACUUCCUGGAACACCCAAGGAGGAGAAGACUAUGGAGUCGGGUUUCAGUACCAACCCCCUACUGCAAAGAACAAUCAUACCCUUGGUUAUUUCAAGAACAAUCUCAUUAUCAAGAAGAAUUCCUCCCGCAACUAGAAGGGCCAUCAGAUCUUGAUUCAGCCACAACCUUCUCGGGCCAUCUGACAGAGCCAUGCUACACUCCACAGCCAGAUCCAAACUAUCACUGAGAAAGCUUGUUCACAAGACAACCUUUAUGCUGCCAUACAAGUAGAGGUGGAGGAAGAAGAAGGCAAUCAUGAGGAUGUUGAGGAGCAUACAAAAGUUGUCAAGGAAAGCUCCCAUGAUAAUCAUGAUCAAGUGUAUCCUCUGGUGGUAGAUCACAACUUUCCCCAUUUGCGCUCUGACAUGCUGGGCCCGAGCGAGGAGAUGCAAGCUGAACUUAUUGAGAACCUUGCAUGGCGACUUGCUCUACAAUCAGUUAUGGAAGAAGAAGAAGAAGAGAGAGAAAGGAUGAGGAAGAAAGCAAGGAAGAGGUAGUUCUUGAUCUUUUCCGUGGAGAGAGACCAAAUUUUGAAGAAGGAAGGAGGGUUGAAGAAGCGAGUGGUGUCCAGGCUGAGGAUGAAGUUGAGGUGGAAGAGGCUUGCACCGGCCCUAUAAUACAAGUAAUAUCCCCACUAAACUUAGAGGAACUUCUUAGCAAGGACCCAUUUGCAGUGUCUCUUUGCCAGACUAAGGCCACAUCGACAUCGGCCCCUCUUGGUGGACGCUAUGGUGGUCAGUCGAUACAGUUAUAUUUGGUUUGGGGCAAUGAGACAAGAGAAGAAACGAAGAAGAGGUCUCGAGGGUGGAGACUUCAGCUGCAUCAAGUGCACGAGCCUUGAGACUCCACCUCAUAGAUGAUAACCUCAACUUCAAAGAGGUUCUAACAUGGACCGAAACUUAGGAGCUACCGUCCGGCUCAUGACGUGAAAAAAGCCCUUAUUGGGGGGCAACCCAACCAUUCGGUUUUCAUUUCUUUCCCUAUUUCUCUUCGGUUGAGUCAGUUUUGUUCUUUGAUUUUAGAGUCAAUAACUCAACCUUUGUGAGAUUUUGUGUGGUGUUUGUGUUCCGACGACUCUCUCCUCCUGGAAUGCACCGCCUGCCCUGUUCACCAUCAUUCACACUUGAUCUGGUAACUUCGUUCUACCCUCCUUAUCUUUCCUCCAUUAAGGACAAUGUCGUGCUUAAGUGUGGGGGGAUUGAUGUUCGAUUAUGUAUGCGUGUGAAUGUUUGGCUGUAUGUGUGUGCUUGGAGCCUAGUCCAUUGUCCCAAUUUUGAUUUGACGGCUCCAAGCACGUGUUCCCUGCAAUUGCCUGCUCAGUAUGCUUUGAAUUGACAGUCUUUAUAGUACUAUGCAGCCUAGGGAGGUAGUGUAGCACUAUGGAAGAUGUUGAUGCAUUUAAGAAGUCUCCUUCAUUCUUCAUAUUGUGUUGGUUGAUUGUGUGAAUUAGUGAUCUUAGGACCCAUGAAUUGUGUGGUAUUGUGGACUCUCUACCUGUCAUGGACUCCUAUAUCAUGUUUUGAAGUAAAAGGUGCUCGAAAAUGUGCUUUAAAAUAACGUCUCCCGUGUGAAAAGGGAAAAAGUGUGUAAGGGGAGACGGGAAUCUGUUCCCAAUUUCCACCUACUACCUCCAGCCCCCUUACAUUUCUUUCCCCCGCACGAGGAUUGAGACAUCCGCUCCCGGCAAUGCCGGUAAGAGCUGGGCUCCCUCAAAACCCUUGCUAGGUGGGAGCCCCGUUUUCUGAAGAAGAAAAAAACAGGUUGGAACCCUAGAAAAAAAGACAAACAAGAAAAAAAAGAAGAAAAAAGGGUUCCAACCAUCUUCAGGAAGAAAAUAGAGAACCUUAAAAUGUGAGUCCAUGAUUUUUGUUUUUGAGAGUCUCGUCAUCCACGAUUCAUUUGUCCUCUGAUCACUAUUUUCCAUGAUACCGACUCGAGACUAGCGUUCUCGUCGAAGAAGCUAGGAGAUGACUUGUGCGUUGAUUGACCUCGUAAGCUGCUAAAUGAUCUAGGAAAUCCUCUACCGACGAUCGAGGGUGCAUGUCGCUAUAGAGGUCUGGAGUUGCAUUGGUUUGCGUUAGGUUUGCUUGGGGACAAGCAAAAGGUUAAGUGUGGGGGAAUUUGAUUCGUGUUUCUUCUCCCGAAUUGCCAAAUGAAUUUCGAUUGACUUGAAACUUGCGCCUUUGCUUCAAUUUACAUGCUAGGACCUGAAAUGUGACAAAAGAACACAACCUAGCGUAAAAUAGUCCAAGAAAGCAAAAACUCAAGCCAAAAUUAUCAAGAAACGAGGGUGCAAAUGUGUGCAAAUACAACAUUAUCAAUGACAUACUUCAUAGCCCCUACACUAGCCUCCCCAGAUUACGUAUUAACUUAGAGACAAACAAUUCAAUGUAUGGUAACUUUAAAUUUUGAUGAGGGAGUGUGGCAUUAAAAUUUAUUUUUUAAAUUUAUGCACAAAUUGACACAUUUCUAAAGUGUCACCUCCUGUCCUUAGAUGUAUGCAUGUUAUUCUAAGGGAUCAGGCGGGUUCGCGUUAUGGUACAUAAAUGUAGGGCUCCUAUCGAAUCCUGGCAGCGUGGGAUUCGAUCUUUUUAACCAAUUAGGAUAGUGUGCUUUGUCAUCCCAAUGCGCGUAAUGAAGAUAGGGCACAUUGGUUGAUAAGAUCUUUGGAUAGUCGACAGGUUUUUGACCUCCCAGAAGAGGUCGAGGGCUUAAGAAGGAUAUGGAGGUCGAGAUUUAUGGUAUCCAAAGCUAUUCUGAUUAAAGUCACGAGAUUGAG